CGGCGCCGCGGUAGCUGGCCCCGGGUUGUGGCGUCCGAGGAGCCGCGACGGUUUCUGUCCUCGGGCCGUGGGGGCGGCAACGCUUGACUGACCCCUGCGGCGGCCCGUCGCCCCGCGUUAGGCACCGGUUCAGGGCUCGGCUGUUGCUGUCGCGGUGGGUUCGGGGGAGUGCCGGUGACCUCGCUGCAGGUGUCCUGCGCCGGACGCUCUCGCCGGAGGAGAAGGAGGAGGAGGAGGAGGGCAACCGGCCUACCGGGUCUCCUGGACCUGCGGAGUCCAUGGGCUUCUGAGGGCUCUGGAGGAGCUAUACCUCUGAGGGGACUGUGGGAGUUCCAGUCUUCGACAGUGUGAGGGGCAGCCUAGUACCCCUGAGGGCGCAAAGAAGACCGCAGGGACUUUGCUUCCUCUUCCUGAGGCCUUGCUUCCCUGCGUUGAUUAUCCCCUCAUUCUUUCUCCCUUCCUCUCAAUGUUCUCUCCGUAUAUCUGGAAAUAUGAUCAGCGCCCCUGACGUGGUGGCCUUCACCAAAGAGGAGGAGUACGAGGAGGAGCCUUACAAUGAGCCCGCCUUGCCCGAGGAGUACUCGGUGCCGCUCUUCCCCUUCGCCAGCCAGGGAACCAACCCAUGGUCCAAACUGUCCGGGGCCAAGUUCUCUCGGGACUUCAUCCUUAUUUCCGAGUUCUCCGAGCAGGUGGGACCCCAACCCUUGCUGACCAUCCCCAAUGACACCAAAGUUUUUGGUACUUUCGAUCUCAAUUACUUCUCCUUGCGGAUCAUGUCUGUGGAUUACCAGGCCUCCUUUGUGGGCCAUCCCCCUGGUUCUGCCUACCCCAAGCUGAACUUUGUGGAGGACUCCAAGGUGGUCCUGGGAGACUCCAAGGAGGGAGCCUUUGCGUAUGUGCACCACCUUACCCUGUACGACCUGGAGGCCCGGGGCUUUGUGAGGCCCUUUUGCAUGGCUUAUAUCUCAGCGGACCAGCACAAAAUCAUGCAGCAGUUUCAGGAGCUCUCAGCUGAAUUUUCCAAAGCUUCCGAGUGCCUGAAGACAGGCAACAGGAAAGCAUUUGCGGGAGAACUUGAAAAAAAACUGAAAGACUUGGAUUACACCAGGACAGUGCUGCACACGGAAACGGAGAUCCAGAAGAAGGCCAAUGACAAAGGCUUUUACUCAUCUCAGGCAAUUGAGAAAGCCAAUGAAUUGGCUAGUGUAGAGAAGUCCAUCAUUGAACAUCAAGACCUGCUGAAGCAGAUCCGCUCGUACCCUCAUCGGAAGUUGAAGGGGUCUCCUUUGUGUUCUGGGGAGACGGAGCACACCCAGGAUCAGGCCAGCCAGGCAGCCACUACCUCUAACCCUGAUGAGUCUGCCGACCCAGACCUUUACACCUGCAGACCUGCUUAUACCCCGAAACUCAUCAAAGCAAAGUCCACCAAGUGUUUUGACAAGAAGUUGAAGACCCUGGAAGAGCUCUGUGACACUGAGUAUUUCACCCAGACCCUGGCUCAGCUCAGCCACAUAGAGCACAUGUUCAGAGGAGACCUAUGCUACCUCCUGACCAGCCAGAUUGACAGAGCACUUCUAAAACAACAGCAUAUAACAAACUUCCUCUUUGAAGAUUUUGUGGAGGUCGAUGAGAGGGUGGCAGAGAAACAAGAGAGCGCACCCCCUAGGCCCGUUCCCGGCAGGCCGCCUUCUAGGUCUCUGGAAGAAUGUCCGAUUCCUCAAGUGUUAAUUAGCGUUGGUUCCUACAAGUCCAGUGUGGAGUCUGUGCCGAUCAAGAUGGAGCAGGAACUCGGAGAUGAGUACAGGGAAGCGGAGGUGACAGAAGUGAGCAGUUUUGACCCCCAGGAAAACUUGGACUUCCUGGAUAUGGAUAUGAAAGGGAGCAUCAGCAGUGGCGAAAGCAUCGAGGUUCUGGGCACGGAGAAGUCCACCGCUGUGCUGCCUAAGUCUGACAGCCAGGCCAGCCUCACGGUGCCAUUGAGCCCCCAGGUGGUCCGGAGCAAAGCAGUCAGCCACAGGACCAUCAGCGAGGACAGUAUUGAAGUCCUCAGCACCUGCCCCUCGGAAGCCCUCAUCCCUGAUGAUUUUAAGGCCAGCUACCCAAGUGCCAUUAACGAAGAAGAAUCAUAUGCAGAUGAUAGUGAGGGAGCCAUCCACUUCCAGGCAAGCGUCAGCCCGCCGGAGCUGGGUGAAGCAGAGGAGGGCAGCCUAGAAAAUCCCCUGUCACAAAUAGACUCCUCCUGCUGCAUUGGGAAGGAGAGUGACAGUCUGCGGGUGCCCCUCUCCACUCCAGCCCACACCCCCUCGGAGCAGGACGGAGUAGUGAGCAUCCCUCCGCAGCGCUGUAGGCAGAAGGACCAGGGGUUCCGUGUGGACUUUGCCGUGGAAAAUACCAGCCCUUCCCGAGACAACAGUUCCGAAGGCUUCCCUGCCGAUGAGCUGGAUCAAAACCGCCUGCUGGCGAGCCGGGAUGCCAGUAAGACCAGCCUGGACAACUGCUCAGACACUACCAGCAACAUGAGCAGUGUAGCCUCCACCAGCUCGGACAGGACUCCCUCUUCUGCUCACCCCACCGGCCCCUCUUCCGAGAGGCAUAAAAAGAGGGCUGGCCAGAACGCCUUAAAAUUCAUCCGUCAGUACCCCUUUGCCCACCCGGCCAUCUACUCCUUGCUCAGCGGGAGGACACUUGUCGUCCUAGGGGAGGAUGAGGCCAUAGUGAGGAAGCUGGUGACAGCGCUGUCCAUCUUUGUCCCCAGCCACAGCCGUUUCGCCAAGCCGGUGAAGCACUGGGUCUCCUCUCCUUUGCAUAUCAUGGAUUUUCAGAAGUGGAAGCUUAUCGGCCUGCAGAGAGUGGCGUCCCCCGCCGGCGCCGGCACCCUCCACGCCCUGAGCCGCUACAGCCGCUACACCAGCGUCCUGGACCUGGACAACAAAGCCCUCCGCUGCCCCCUCUACAGAGGCACCCUGGUGCCCCGGCUGGCCGACCACCGCACUCAGAUCAAGCGGGGCAGCACCUACUAUCUGCACGUCCAGAGCAUGCUCACCCAGCUCUGCUCCAAGGCCUUCCUCUACGCCUUCUGCCACCACCUGCACCUGCCCGCCCACGACAAGGAGACCGAGGAAGUGGUUGCCAGCCGCCAGGCGAGCUUCCUGAAGCUGAACCUGGGCCUGGUGAAUGAAGAUGUGAAGGUGGUCCAGUACCUGGCCGAGCUGCUGAAGCUGCACUACACGCAGGAGGCUCCCGGGACCAGCCACCCCACACUCAGGUUCGACUACGUCCCCAGCUUCUUGUACAAGAUCUGAGGUCCCGCCCCAG
This is a messenger RNA of Odobenus rosmarus divergens (Pacific walrus), 3315 nucleotides long. It is a transcript of the gene SMCR8, whose product is annotated as Smith-Magenis syndrome chromosome region, candidate 8. Gene Ontology annotation, cellular component: guanyl-nucleotide exchange factor complex. NCBI's taxonomy places the organism in Eukaryota, Metazoa, Chordata, Mammalia, Carnivora, Odobenidae. Gene Ontology annotation, molecular function: GTPase activator activity. The coding region runs from base 492 to 3302 and encodes 936 amino acids. The record is from RefSeq and is a predicted model, not a curated record. The transcript has 2 exons.